Molecule: messenger RNA, 615 nt
Organism: Mauremys reevesii (Reeves's turtle)
Lineage: Eukaryota; Metazoa; Chordata; Testudines; Geoemydidae
Gene: SPMIP11
Product: testis expressed 49
Exons: 4
Coding region: 89-502 (137 amino acids)
Source: RefSeq, a predicted model, not a curated record
UGGCAACAGAAUCAACAGCUGCAGAGCCUGCCAGUGCCUGGAAAGCGCCUUCGGUGGCUGAACGGGGAGGCCGUGGGCGGUUUGGGACAUGGCUUUCUUCGGGUUAACAUUCCUGGGGUACCAGGAGCCCUUCUGGGAGAGAAAGCUGGCAUUAGAGAAGCCUGACGCAACAGGGCCAAAGGCGCUCAAAGGGGGAUUGUUUCACCCAAAGCUCCCCCCCAUCGUCCCGGGGCGCUGUGAUGGCACAGUGCACCAGGGGAGCUACAACCGCUACCGAGAGGCUGUGACGCAGAAUCAGCUCCAGAGAUCCCCCAACCAAGUCUUCAGGGUCCCAGUGACUUGUGCACAGGACUGCGGCUGGUGGCUGCCCAGGGAUCCCAUGGUCCGAGCAGAGGAGGCCACCCCCUGGAUGACGGUGCCGAGGCAUCCCCUGAUAAGGAGCCCCAUGACCAGGUUCGUGGACAGCAUGGGCCUCAGCAACCCCCAUUUCAGCCUCUUCUGAGCGCCCCAGUGGGCCCCACCGCCGGGCCCAUCUGGCCUUCCACAGACAUGGAGCAGCCCCGGGUGCUGGGGCCUGGCAGGCACCGGGGCAAUAAAGCGAUCGAGGCGAUUGGG